This is a messenger RNA of Ostreococcus tauri, 534 nucleotides long. Its product is annotated as Tetratricopeptide repeat. Bases 1 to 534 code for a protein of 177 amino acids. Gene Ontology annotation, molecular function: protein binding. Gene Ontology annotation, cellular component: chloroplast. The record is from RefSeq and is a predicted model, not a curated record. Lineage: Eukaryota; Viridiplantae; Chlorophyta; Mamiellophyceae; Mamiellales; Bathycoccaceae. The transcript has a single exon.
AUGGAGCGAUUCGCGGCGUACGACGUCGAGGGGUCGAUCGAGGCGUUCGAUCGAGCGAUCGAGGUGGACGCGCGGUAUCGGGCGCGCGCGUGGCAGCGCGGGUUGGCGCUGUACGCGAAGGGCGAAUACGACGCGGCGGCGAGACAGUUUCGGGAGGACGUGGCGUUGAAUCCGAACGAUACGGAGGAGAGCGUGUGGUGCUUUGCGAGCGAGGCGAUGGAUGCGUCGAAGGGGGUGAAGGUGGCGCGAGAGAGGAUGUUGAAGACGGGACCGGAUGCGCGCCCGGUGAUGAAGAGCGUGUUUCGACUCUUCGAGACGGGGACGGAGGAGGCGGAGGCGGCGCUCAGAGAGGCUGGAAAGCGGUCCGAUGGAGAUACGUUUUAUUCGUUGUUGUAUUUAGGGUUGUUUUAUGAGGUGAACGGCGACGAAGCGCGGGCGCGCGAGGAGUUCUCAAAGGCAAACGGGACGCUCUACGCCAAGUUCUCGGGCGACUUCAUGGCGGACGUCAGUCGCGUUCUUCUCAAGCGCAUGUAG